Sphaerodactylus townsendi is the source of this 767-nucleotide messenger RNA. Its product is annotated as kallikrein-8-like. Lineage: Eukaryota; Metazoa; Chordata; Lepidosauria; Squamata; Sphaerodactylidae. Gene Ontology annotation, molecular function: serine-type endopeptidase activity. Gene Ontology annotation, biological process: proteolysis. The transcript is spliced from 5 exons. Bases 15 to 767 code for a protein of 250 amino acids. The record is from RefSeq and is a predicted model, not a curated record.
UCUUGGCUGUAGCCAUGCUUCUGGGAUCUACAGCGUCAGCUCAGAAGCGCAUCAUCGGGGGAGCCGACUGCAGGCCUCACUCUCAACCUUGGCAAGUCUUCCUCUACGACAGCUUUCAAUCCCUCUGUGGAGGGGUCUUGAUUGAUCAGCAUUGGGUAGUCACAGCUGGACACUGUCACGGAUGGCAAGCCACUGGGCCCGUGGGGAGGAAGUGGAAAGGACACAGAAGAUCUAUCACUGUUUUCCUCGGCGCUCACACUCUGUGGAAGAGAGGAGGGGCCCAGAUCACCCAAGUCAUCCAGACCAUCCGCCAUGCUGAUUUUGAACCUGAGGUCCUCAGCAAUGACAUCAUGCUUCUACGCUUGGACCCCCCCGCCAUCCUGGGACCCAGAGUCAGGCCCAUUCCGUUGGCAAAGCAGUGUGUGCCUUUUGGGACGAAGUGUGUGGUGUCGGGUUGGGGCUCCACAACUUUUCCUGAAGUAAAACAUGCCAGAAACCUGCAGUGCGUUGAAGUGACAGUCCUGCCCAAAAAACUGUGCCAGGAUGUCUACGGACCCAGCUUUAUCGAGAGCCAGAUCUGUGCGGGAGCCAUUGAAGGAGGCAAAGACGCUUGCCAGGGCGAUUCUGGAGGUGCCAUGGUCUGCAACGGGGUCCUUCAUGGCUUGGUAUCAUGGGGAAACAUGCAGUGUGCAGCUAAGUAUUCACCGGGCGUCUACACUGAAAUCUGCAAAUUCAGGGAAUGGAUCAUAAAGAACAUGACUGAUUAA